This is a messenger RNA of Symbiodinium sp. CCMP2456, 1783 nucleotides long. Lineage: Eukaryota; Dinophyceae; Suessiales; Symbiodiniaceae. The record is from the annotation of a GenBank genome assembly.
AUGACGGAGGACUUCGGCUACAACUCGUUGUGGUUGGAAGUCCAGGAAGCGGCCGCAGCCUUGUUUGGCUUCCUGGACGUUUCGGCAUUGACUGCUGCACGGACCGCUUGCCAGGGCCAAAAUGUGUUGGCUGGAGUCGACAGGUUAUUUGCCUUGCAGAUGCGAGCCCUAGAGACCCAGAAGGUUGCCAAGGACAGGAGGCGUGCUUUAGCAGCUGCUCGACGACUGGUACCACCGAUGCAGCGGGUUCUGCUUCAGAGGCAGGCAGAGGUGUGUUUGCAAUCCAGCGAGCACCGGAUUGUGCGAACAGAAGCAGUGCGCACGUUGCAAGAGGUCGUUGAUCCAGGAGAUCACGCGGCAGCACAAGCGUUGGGAACUGUGGUGCUGGAUGAAGAUCGUUUUGUACGUCGAGCCUUGGUCGAUGCCCUUGUCGUCCACAGCGCUGAUCCUAAAGCCAGAUCAGCAUUGCACGAGCUAGCGCAGGACCACGACCGUUUUGUCCAGAACGCAGCACGACACGCGAUCUCAGAGCUCGGAGACGUGCAAUCCGGUGAGCUUGAGGCGAAAAUGUCGCGAGCAAGUGGUCCUCCCUAUGUGCCACGACCCCCACCAGGCCGCACCGUGGUCAAGACUGCGCGGCGGUUCGUUGGCGGAAGCUUCCGGCCCCAAAGUCGGCCAGUAGGCCUCCGGGCUCCCCCAGCCCAGAAGGUGCCGCCGCCCAGACUGUGGAUAGAGGAUGCCAAUGCAGACACCGACUGUUCCGAAACUGAAGUGCGUACCGGCAGGUGCCAGCGGCUCAGUGCAGAGUAUGCAGUUAUUGUUCCGGAAUGGGCCGAUGUACCUCGAGCCAUGGCUGUCUCUGGGGACGAAUUCGUCAGCUGUCACCCGGUGCCUGGCGGGGUGAAGCUUCUUCUGCGGCGCUCCGCAAAUCCGGCCCGCGAGCCGUCUCCUGACUAUACGGUUGCAGACGUGCAAGGCACGCUGGAAGAACUAGAGCAGGAAGUUCCAGAAGUAGACGAAGACCAGUUUGAUGAAAACCAGUGGAUGAAUGGCAAUCGACUCCAAUGUCUUGCAGAAGGUGCCGAAGUCUGCCCUCCAUCAGAAGCCCGCCGGCGUCCCGCUGCACCAAGACGCCACGAGAGAGGUGAGUUCAGCCGCUCCGCAUGGCCAGACGGUCCUAGACGGUUGCCUUUGGACCGACCACGAUCUGCCCAAUACACGCGUGACAUCAAAUACAAGUCGCCCUACUCACAGCCACGACCGUGCUCUGCCGGUGCGAUGAGGGUACGAUCCGGAGCCGGACGGCCAUCCUCAGCGAGACCAGCCUCGCGGCCGUCUUCCGCCAGGCCAUCCUCUGCUAGGCCAUCGUCGGGCAGGCCUUCAUCGGCGAGGCCCUCGUCCGCGAGGCCCUCCUCAGCGAGGCCCUCGUCGGGAAGACCCUCCUCGGCUCGGCCUUCCUCAGCAAAGGCCGCCAUAGCUGCUGAGCCUCCUCACCACGCUAGCCGGCCAAUGUCAGCACCGACGUGUAUGGCGGCGAGGCAGAACAGUGUGGUCUCAGUACCGAGGCGUCCUGCAUCAGCUAUGCCGGCUACAUGCUGCCCAAACGGAAAGGGAGUCAGCAUCCUAUUCCAGCAACAGGAGUUCCUUGGGAAACAGAUGGCAGCGGAACGAGGACUUGACUCGAAAUCGCCAGGCUUUGCCAUGCUAAUGCAAGACUGGGUAUCUUCCUACCAGAAGACGCGCGUCCGUGCUCGAAUGGCCUGUCGUCCUUUGUGGGGCGAAG